Molecule: messenger RNA, 2139 nt
Organism: Lachancea meyersii CBS 8951
Lineage: Eukaryota; Fungi; Ascomycota; Saccharomycetes; Saccharomycetales; Saccharomycetaceae
Source: the annotation of a GenBank genome assembly
AUGUCGUCAGGACGAUCUCAUCAGGAGUCUGUUGAAGAAGCCGUCUUCAAAUACGUCGGCGUGGACCUGCAGGGCGGGAAACACAACGAUGAAGGCGACACUGCGAACGAAAAUCUUCAUAGAAACCUCACGUCGGCUACGCACCAAGCAGACCAUCGUUCAGACCAACACCACAAGCCUAGCCGUCCUCAUAUUACCGAGCAAGCUAUGAUUAACACGUCUCCUGGCACUAUGAAGAAAUAUCACCAUCAACGGCUGGACCAAAUGUUAGUCCGCGACGCUCAAAAUGCCAAGACCGCCGCAGCCGCUGUCAGUGCAAUGCUGGCGACAAACGGGUCUCAUAACGAAAGCAGUGGGUCCACGGGCUCUGGUGGGUCUCCUGGCGUGAUGCCAGCUGGAUCAUCCACGGCUGCAGACGUCGAAUGGUUUCUGCGACAUGAAUUGGACCCUGAAUCGUCCGCGGCAAAUGAACUAGACGUGCGCGGGGCACGUGAGCCGCAAUCCGUGGCAGCAGCAGCUGUAGCAGCUGCCUUCGGCUCGUCUCAGGGCAGCAGCAGCAACAGCAACGUCAAUAUGCUUGACCGCAAGAGAUCUCGUGUGUCAGAGUCCAACAGAGUAAAUUCGGUAAAUCCGCUCACGGGACGUCCGUCAAACAGCAAGAGACUCAAAAGCUCUUUAGAGUCGCGCAACUCCGCUCGCGGCAGCCACGGUCAGGCUUCUAAAAUUCCUCAUCUUGGUGCGGUAGAUCCAGAACUAGCGUCUCUUGACGACCCGGAAGAUGUCACAGAGCAUGAACAAUUGGUUCGGAAAGCUAUUCUAGACGCUGACUCCAUUGCCCACCACCCAGACUUCCAGCACUAUCUGAACACGGAAGAUGAGCCUGAAGAGAAAACACGCCUAUCGGGUGACUUGCACCAAGGAGACUCGCACAAUUUCGGCAGGAAAGUGGAGGUGCUACCGAAGGUUUCUGGAGGCGAUAUUGGAAUAGGGUCUCACACGGGCUCUCACAAUGGAUCGGAUUCCAUUUCGGGAUCUAGGUCUGAAUCUGGUGCGAAUGCUGUCCAUGGAGGCAUUUUAGGUGCCAGUGGACACUCGAUGUCAAGAACUUCUUCUGGUGCCGGUGUUGCGAACGAUCACGACAUAUCACAUUUGAUUCAAGACGCUGCCACGAAGGCCUCGAAUUUUAUAAGCCCUCAAAGCCAGUCUACUGGAAAAUCUUUUGACGCUGCAGAGGAGCAGGCACUGGAACAUUUCAUCGGAGAAUACCAAGCAAUCAAGAGUUUAUCGCGUCGCCAGAUUUGCGAGCGUAUCUGGUCCAAUGAACGGCGGAAGGACGAUUUCUGGACAAAUAUCUGCAAAGUGCUUCCUUACAGGACCAGAUCUUCCAUCUACAAGCACGUCCGUCGUAAAUAUCAUAUUUUCGAGCAACGUGGUAAAUGGACACCGGAAGAGGAGCAAGAAUUGGCCACCUUGUGUCUUGAAAAGGAGGGGCAGUGGUCUGAAAUCGGUAAAUUAUUGGGCAGAAUGCCUGAGGAUUGCCGAGAUCGCUGGAGAAACUAUGUGAAAUGUGGUAACAACAGAGCCUCUAACAAAUGGUCCCCACAGGAGGAGGAACAACUAAAGGAGGUUAUUGCGGAGCUUCUUGACUCCGCCGGAUCGCCAGAGGAUCACCUGUACGAUCCCAUGGACGAGUCGCAGAUGGAGGGUAAAGAAAAGAGACCUGCCAAGAAGAAGAAGGAUUCAAACGCUCGAGACGCCAUUAAUUGGACUGUAGUGAGUGAGCGUAUGGGAGGAGCUCGGUCGCGCAUUCAGUGUCGGUACAAGUGGAACAAGCUACUGAAAAAGCAAGCUAUGAACAAGAUCAAAAAUAUCAGUGAGGAAGACAAGAUGUGGAUUCUCGAAAAGCUUAGAGACAUGGGAUUUACCGAAGACCUUCAGGUAGACUGGGACGAGCUUGCUACUUUGAUGCCCGGAAGGCUCUGGUCCGGUACCGAGUUGAAACUUUGCUAUGAAAAGUUAAGAACAGGUGUGAGGUAUCAUAAAGAUCGUACCAUCAACCAGAUUUGUAAAGAAUUGAUCGGAAUUCGCGAUGAAGGUCUGCCACUGGAAACUGGCAAUCUUCUAGGGUCAAAGCGUUAG